GCCUGACGCCUCACAAAUCACAAAACGAAAUUUGCAGCGCCAAAACGGUUGCUUCCUACUGCUGAUACCGACACGCUCCUCCCUUCGCAGCCUGUCACCGGAGAAACCUCACACACCGCACCACCGGAGACACGGUCAGAGCAACCGAUUCAUUCAGUCACCGUGAGAACGACGCUCUCUACAGUUUCUUUUGGUAUUGAACCAUCAGGCUUAGGUUCAUUGUUGUAGUGCUUGAUUUGUUUCCCCACAUUUAGGGUGAAAGAAAAUGGCGCUGGGGUUGAUCUUAGGCUUAGGAAGGGCAUUUAGAAGAAAGCGGACAUCAUCCCUUGACAUUCUCUCUUCAAAGCGAGCACCACGAGAUUACUACAAAGGGAAGAACUGCAAACCCACUGGAUUCCAUACCCGCAAAGGUGGAUAUGUUGUGGUAAAGGAAAAGCUGCCAAAUUAUGUAGUCCCGGCUUUAACUGACUUCAAGCUAAAGCCAUAUGUCUCACAGUGCCCGGUAGAAGUUAAAACUACAGUUGCAGCUGAGGCAGGAAAAUAAGCCAGCUAUGUGACCGUAGCAUUAUUCCCCCACUUUAUGUUCCGGUGAUAUUGUGAUGAACAAGUCUGAGUAGUUUUGAGAAAUAACGUCAAUUUGGAUAUUACUUCUUAAAUUAGAAGAUUUAUAUGAACAUGUUGAGUACUUUCACCCCUUGUUUCAUAUUUUCAACUAUUCUGACUUUAGCAUGAAUUCAAUACAAUUUGCAAAAUUUUAGCAUGAACA
This is a messenger RNA of Alnus glutinosa, 766 nucleotides long. RefSeq lists its product as uncharacterized. Gene Ontology annotation, cellular component: mitochondrial large ribosomal subunit. Bases 266 to 544 code for a protein of 92 amino acids. Gene Ontology annotation, molecular function: structural constituent of ribosome. The record is from RefSeq and is a predicted model, not a curated record. Lineage: Eukaryota; Viridiplantae; Streptophyta; Magnoliopsida; Fagales; Betulaceae. The transcript has 4 exons. Gene Ontology annotation, biological process: translation.